CUUCUUACCACCAUGAAUAACCAAGGCGCCACAAACACGAACGGGUCGAAUACGGGCUAUAUGGCCCCUCCAAGGCAGGAUAUGGAGUAUCUUUGCGCUGACUGUGGAGCCAAGAACGAAAUCAAGUCCCGAGAGCCCAUUCGGUGUCGAGAGUGUGGGCAUCGUAUCAUGUAUAAGAAGAGGACAAAACGAAUGGUUCAAUUUGAGGCGCGAUGACGCGCUAAAAGAGUCGCCACACUCGUAAAAUCUACACACCCGCACUCUCUACCACCCUCCUGCAUGCGAUCCGACGGUCCACAAUCGAUGUUUAUCUGUCAUAGAAAUACAUUCUCCCAGGCCGAUAUAUCUGAUUGGUCUAUAGACCUCCUCCUCGGCUAUGUGUCGAUUCUCGUUAUGGAGGUGACUAUGAAUCAGUUUGAGGCGGUAGGCUCGAGGGUGUGAAGAUGGGAAGAUGGGAAGUCAUUGGGUGCCUUGGGGCUGGGUCGGUCUGUUCUUUCUGUACCUUUCUGCUGCGAUUCGAAGAAUCCAUGUGUCUUUCGUCCUUGUGGCGUAAACGCCACCGUAC
Stereum hirsutum FP-91666 SS1 is the source of this 565-nucleotide messenger RNA. Its product is annotated as DNA-directed RNA polymerase I. Gene Ontology annotation, cellular component: RNA polymerase III complex; RNA polymerase I complex; RNA polymerase II, core complex. Gene Ontology annotation, molecular function: DNA binding; zinc ion binding; DNA-directed RNA polymerase activity. The record is from RefSeq and is a predicted model, not a curated record. Gene Ontology annotation, biological process: DNA-templated transcription. NCBI's taxonomy places the organism in Eukaryota, Fungi, Basidiomycota, Agaricomycetes, Russulales, Stereaceae. Bases 13 to 216 code for a protein of 67 amino acids. The transcript has 3 exons.